This is a messenger RNA of Mytilus trossulus (common blue mussel), 6677 nucleotides long. RefSeq names its product hemicentin-1-like. Gene Ontology annotation, biological process: axon guidance; dendrite self-avoidance; homophilic cell-cell adhesion. Gene Ontology annotation, cellular component: plasma membrane; axon. NCBI's taxonomy places the organism in Eukaryota, Metazoa, Mollusca, Bivalvia, Mytilida, Mytilidae. The transcript has 18 exons. Gene Ontology annotation, molecular function: cell-cell adhesion mediator activity. The record is from RefSeq and is a predicted model, not a curated record. The coding region runs from base 137 to 4318 and encodes 1393 amino acids.
AUUAUAAAUUUGGAAAAAUAAUGUUUAAAUGUCAAAACAAAUGAACAUAAGUGAGUAGUUUUACCUUGUAUGCUUCGUUAAUCCCGACGAUGUACUUAGAGGUAUAAGAACUUACAUACUCCCUUUUCAUGUUGAAAUGGACUAUUUGAUUUUGUUGGUAAUAACCUAUAUGGUCCUGAUGCUCGCUUCAUCUCAGAUUCCUCCUGGAUCACCAGUCAUCGACGGACCUCAAGUCAUAGUUCUUAAUUCACAGAUAACAUUAACUUGCACGUCUCCCAGAGGUGAUCCCCCACCGUCAGUGAAAUGGUUCUUCGACGACUCGGAAAUAACAACUGGCAUUUCUACAACUACUGCUGGUACAGCAGUGACAACAUCUCUAACGUUUACUGCUACCAAAAAUUAUCAUUUAGAGUUUUUAGAGUGUCAGGCUGAAAAUGGUGUUCUACAAAACCCACUUUCUAAUACUAAAUAUAUUGAGGUACACUUUUCACCAGUAUCAGCAACGUUGACUGGACCAUCCACUUUGACACCAGGACAACAAGGCAUAUGGACAUGUAUUUCUGCUAAUGGUUAUCCAGCUGGUGUAAUGACCAUGAAAAAUCAAAAUAAUAAUACUCAGUUUACUACUGAGUUUACAUCUUCCAGUGUAUUAGAUCAAAAAUCCUUUGAUGUUACUGGUACCCUUACCUGGAGCCCCGUAAUUGUUAACAAUGGAGAUACCAUUUGCUGUGAUGUAACACAUACAACUACACUAGGAAGUACUCCACAGACAGUCUGCAGACAAAUUACUGUCUCUUACGCUCCGAGUGUCAGUUUGAUCCAUAAUGCAAUGAAUGUAGACUUCGGAAAUAAUGUGACCAUUGGGUGUGUUAUCUCAGCUAAUCCAUCUCACACUUCUGUUUAUUGGAAGAAGAUUUAUGGAGUACAAGCGAUAACUAUUGACAUGACAAACAUAAACAAAUAUGGUGGUGGAACAUUGGCGUCACCAUCACUUUAUAUAAUCAGCGCUGAUACAAGUGAUGCUGCUGAUUAUAUCUGUUUUGCUACCAACUCUUUUGGAACUGGUCAAAGUAGUCAAGGAACUCUAACUGUUCAAGGAAACGCUCCGAGUGUCAGUUUGAUCCUUAAUGCAAUGAAUGUAGACUUCGGAAAUAAUGUGACCAUUUUGUGUGUUAUCUCAGCUAAUCCAUCUCACACUUCUGUUUAUUGGAAGAAGAUUUCGGGAGUACAAGCGAUAACUAUUGACAUGACAAACAUAAACAAAUAUGGUGGUGGAACAUUGGCGUCACCAUCACUUUAUAUAAUCAGCGCUGAUACAAGUGAUGCUGCUGAUUAUAUCUGUUUUGCUACCAACUCUUUUGGAACUGGUCAAAGUAGUCAAGGAACUCUAACUGUUCAAGGAAACGCUCCGAGUGUCAGUUUGAUCCUUAAUGCAAUGAAUGUAGACUUCGGAAAUAAUGUGACCAUUGGGUGUGUUAUCUCAGCUAAUCCAUCUCACACUUCUGUUUAUUGGAAGAAGAUUUCGGGAGUACAAGCGAUAACUAUUGACAUGACAAACAUAAACAAAUAUGGUGGUGGAACAGUGGCGUCACCAUCACUUUAUAUAAUCAGCGCUGAUACAAGUGAUGCUGCUGAUUAUAUCUGUUUUGCUACCAACUCUUUUGGAACUGGUCAAAGUAGUCAAGGAACUCUAACUGUUCAAGGUAACGCUCCGAGUGUCAGUUUGAUCCAUAAUGCAAUGAAUGUAGACUUCGGAAAUAAUGUGACCAUUGGGUGUGUUAUCUCAGCUAAUCCAUCUCACACUUCUGUUUAUUGGAAGAAGAUUUCGGGAGUACAAGCGAUAACUAUUGACAUGACAAACAUAAACAAAUAUGGUGGUGGAACAGUGGCGUCACCAUCACUUUAUAUAAUCAGCGCUGAUACAAGUGAUGCUGCUGAUUAUAUCUGUUUUGCUACCAACUCUUUUGGAACUGGUCAAAGUAGUCAAGGAACUCUAACUGUUCAAGGAAACGCUCCGAGUGUCAGUUUGAUCCAUAAUGCAAUGAAUGUAGACUUCGGAAAUAAUGUGACCAUUGGGUGUGUUAUCUCAGCUAAUCCAUCUCACACUUCUGUUUAUUGGAAGAAGAUUUCGGGAGUACAAGCGAUAACUAUUGACAUGACAAACAUAAACAAAUAUGGUGGUGGAACAGUGGCGUCACCAUCACUUUAUAUAAUCAGCGCUGAUACAAGUGAUGCUGCUGAUUAUAUCUGUUUUGCUACCAACUCUUUUGGAACUGGUCAAAGUAGUCAAGGAACUCUAACUGUUCAAGGAAACGCUCCGAGUGUCAGUUUGAUCCAUAGUGCAAUGAAUGUAGACUUCGGAAAUAAUGUGACCAUUGGGUGUGUUAUCUCAGCUAAUCCAUCUCACACUUCUGUUUAUUGGAAGAAGAUUUCGGGAGUACAAGCGAUAACUAUUGACAUGACAAACAUAAACAAAUAUGGUGGUGGAACAGUGGCGUCACCAUCACUUUAUAUAAUCAGCGCUGAUACAAGUGAUGCUGCUGAUUAUAUCUGUUUUGCUACCAACUCUUUUGGAACUGGUCAAAGUAGUCAAGGAACUCUAACUGUUCAAGGAAACGCUCCGAGUGUCAGUUUGAUCCAUAAUGCAUUGAAUGUAGACUUCGGAAAUAAUGUGUCCAUUGGGUGUGUUAUCUCUGCUAAUCCAUCUCACACUUCUGUUUAUUGGAAGAAGAUUUCGGGAGUACAAGCGAUAACUAUUGACAUGACAAACACAAACAAAUAUGGUGGUGGAACAGUGGCGUCACCAUCACUUUAUAUAAUCAGCGCUGAUACAAGUGAUGCUGCUGAUUAUAUCUGUUUUGCUACCAACUCUUUUGGAACUGGUCAAAGUAGUCAAGGAACUCUAACUGUUCAAGGAAUAAUACCAAUUGUCACUGUAACAACAUCAGCGUACAUGGUCAAUGUUGACAGCUCUAUCACUCUAGAGUGUCAAGUUACUGCAGACCCAACUCAUAAUUCAGUAUAUUGGCAGAAAGUUAUAGGAAACAAUACAGAAACUUUAACUAUAAAUGGUGGAAAAUACAACGGAUCAUCAGUGAGCAAUCCUAAUCUUACUAUUUCAAAUACUCAGUUUAGUGACGCUGGAUCAUACUACUGUUAUGCAAGAAAUAUGUUGGGAGUGGGAUCUAGUACUCAGAUCAUAUUAGCUGUCACUGGUACAUGGAACGCUCCGAGUGUCAGUUUGAUCCAUAAUGCAAUGAAUGUAGACUUCGGAAAUAAUGUGACCAUUGGGUGUGUUAUCUCUGCUAAUCCAUCUCACACUUCUGUUUAUUGGAAGAAGAUUUCGGGAGUACAAGCGAUAACUAUUGACAUGACAAACACAAACAAAUAUGGUGGUGGAACAUUGGCGUCACCAUCACUUUAUAUAAUCAGCGCUGAUACAAGUGAUGCUGCUGAUUAUAUCUGUUUUGCUACCAACUCUUUUGGAACUGGUCAAAGUAGUCAAGGAACUCUAACUGUUCAAGGAAUAAUACCAGUUGUCACUGUAACAACAUCAGCGUACAUGGUCAAUGUUGACAGCUCUAUCACACUAGAGUGUCAAGUUACUGCAGACCCAACUCAUAGUUCAGUAUAUUGGCAGAAAGUUAUAGGAAACAAUACAGAAACUUUAACUAUAAAUGGUGGAAAAUACAACGGAUCAUCAGUGAGCAAUCCUAAUCUUACUAUUUCAAAUACUCAGUUUAGUGACGCUGGAUCAUACUACUGUUAUGCAAGAAAUAUGUUGGGAGUGGGAUCUAGUACUCAGAUCAUAUUAGCUGUCACUGGUACAUGGAUGAACUACGCAGAUACUGCGAUCACAGAAACCUCAGUAAAUAACGCUGUUCCAGAUACAACGAUGACAGCAACCACAGUAAGAAACGCCUUUCAAGAUACUACGAUGAAAGAAUGUUCAGGCAAUCAAGUUAUUGUACCUGCUGUUCUUGGAACUAUAAUUGGCUUGAUGAUGGUUACUUUUACAGCACAACUUGUAAGAGAUAAAUAUAAAAGGUAUUCUCGAUCAAUUGACAAAGUUUCGAGACGCUCUAGUGUGGUCCAUCCAACGUUGAAAGAAUCGAACGUUACACAAAUGAAUAAUCUUCCUGUUGAGCAAGAUACCAUCGAAGAGGGUUAUGCAUUUCCCAGAGAGCUUGAAAGCGGUGAAACAAAACAGUUUCAAUUGCUACCACCGAUAGAUAACCGACAAUUUACAACUGACACAUAUUUACUUGGCAGACCAAAGUUAUUACCUAUCGGAAAAGUUUCUGACCUUAAUGUGUGAUGCCUCGAUUGAACUCAAGGACCAAUAUAUUUUGGAAACUUGUGUUACAUUCUAUGUUUCGUAAUAUGUGUGUGUCUGUGUGUUGUUUCGAGUGUAUAUGUUAUUUUUCUUAUAUCAUAAAUCAAGAAUUAUAUAGGAAUAAAAUAUGUAAACAUAAUCAGAAAGGGUGACAACAUUUGUCAAAUGCUUUACAACAAUUCGUUAUUUACAAGUUAAAUACUAGUAUUCUAUAGCUGACAGUGAAUUUUUGGACUUAUCUAGUUUAAACGCAUUGAAGUUUGGCUUUAAAAUAAUUAAAUGAAGGGUAAAUCAGAAGGUAUUGACUGCAUAAUGCCAUAAAUAAAAGUGCUAGAUAUGUUCCCAGUGAAAAUAUUCUAAUCGUGGGAAGCUCUGUUCAUGUUGCUGUUUUCGGAAUUUAAACGAUUAUAAAUUGUAUAUUUACAAUAUUUCAUUUCAGGGGGUGAUUGACUGUAUAAUAUAUAUAAUAACACAACAAAGCCCGGCAUGGUUACAAUUAUGUUGUAUUGUACUUAGCUUACCUACACACCAACACAGAGAGACGUAGCUAAUUAGUUUUGUAUAUGAAAACGCUGUAACACGGUUCCAAAGUAAUUAAUAUCACUGUCCAUUAAAUAAGCAUAAUUUGAAAAGAGAAAUCAUUCCUUUUUACAUAUAUUUUUGUAUACAGUAUCUAUUGUUAUACUUUUGUAUCGUAAUCCAGGGAAGGACAGUGUAACAAAACAAUUUAAACGCAACAUUAAUUUCAAAAUGGUAUUAUCCGUUUUAUGUAGAACUCUUGCUGCUCUGCCUUUAGUUUCAUGUGUUGUGUUUCAUAUAAUGUUGUCUGUCUUUGAUGUCGUUUUUUGUUUAUCGCCAUGGCGUUGCCGUAAACUUUGAUUAAUGCGUUUCAGUAUAAUUAUACUGUUUUUCGCCUCUCUUUAUUAUUUGAAGACAAGUAAUUUGUCAAAAAUAGUGAAAAACUGAGAAAAGCAUGCUUAACAUUUUUUUUAUAAGAUAAUCAUUUCAAAUCAAAAGUUUUACAACAUUUUGUACAGUGUUUAUAAAAUGAAUAAUUAAAAAGAAUGUAUUUAUUUUAUAAAAAUGAAAUUUCGUGUUAAAACAUCAGAUUUUUGACACAAAGUGUACAUUUUACAGAUUUAGUUUCACAGUUGCUGCUAAUUAUUUUGGCAGAACGGAGUAAGUACUUGCUUUCAUCCUGUGAAGCUAGUAAUCAUUCAAUAUUUGUACAAGUGGCUUAAUUCUUUGAUAACCAACAGAUUUGCACUGGUAUAAUCUAAACAUGUGUAUAAUGUUGCAAUCGUUAUUAAAAUUUGCCCCUCCUUUAGACAAACCUUUACCGACCAAUACAUUUUGUAUCCUAUUAAUGAUGUUAUGUUUUUGCAUUUGAAAACGUGUUUGUUAUCGAAUACUAUGGAAAAUAAUUGAAAAUAUAUAGCAGAUAAGCACUGAUAUAGAUAAAAAAAAAUCCGUUUUAACUAUUCAAUCUUGAUCAAAUGUAUAUCUUCUCCUUUAAGCUGAGGUAAAUUAGGCGUUACAUGUUGUACUGAUUACUCUGUGUACGGUGUACUGAUUUUAGAUGCCUCCGGAUUUCAAAACAAGUUGUCGCCAUUGCAUCAUAAGAAGAAUAAUUGAAUGUAUAUAUGAAAAGUUUUCAUUAUCUGUUUUCAUUUUGUAGUUAGUCAGCGGUUUUAUAAUUUAUAGACAAGACAAUAUUUCAUUAAAGUAUCACCUCUUUAUUAUAUAAAGCAUACAAAUAGUCAAUAAAACAACAGCACAAAACAUACAAGAGCCACUCUAAAAAGAGUUAUGAGAGACUAUCUAAAAUGCAUAUACAAUAUUUACACUUAGAUAUCUUUAUAUCUGUUAUUCAGUCAAUUCUAUAAAAUAUAUAUUUUGCCAAAGUAAGAUAAUAACAAAUAAUAAAGAUGUUCUUAUCCCAAGCAGAAAAUCAUAGCCGUAUUGGGCACAACAUUUUGGGCCUUUAGGUCCUCAAUGCUCUUCAACUUUGUACCCUUUUUUUUGGGUUUUUGAACUUUUUUAUCAGAGCGUCACUGGUAAGUCUUGGGUGGACGAAACGCGCGUUUGGCGUGUUAAAUUGUUAACCUGGCAUGUUUUUUUAGCUAUUAUUUACGUGUUUCUCUGACCUAUAUGUUUUUCCAUAUAUAUGUAGUGUAGUCCUAUCAUGUAAUGUUGUCAUUUUAUUGUUAUAUUUAACAUUGCCAUAAAAGCGGGAGGUUUUGCAUGCCACAAAACGAGGUUCAAUCCACAAUUUUGUUUUAUCACAUUGUCCUGUAUCAAGUCAAGAAAAUGGCAAUGGUUAUAUUAAAGUUCGUUUAUA